Messenger RNA from Monopterus albus (swamp eel), 2014 nucleotides. RefSeq names its product lamin L3 (gene lmnl3). The record is from RefSeq and is a predicted model, not a curated record. Lineage: Eukaryota; Metazoa; Chordata; Actinopteri; Synbranchiformes; Synbranchidae. The transcript has 12 exons. Gene Ontology annotation, cellular component: nuclear envelope; nuclear lamina. Gene Ontology annotation, biological process: nuclear migration; heterochromatin formation; protein localization to nuclear envelope. Gene Ontology annotation, molecular function: structural constituent of cytoskeleton. The coding region runs from base 1 to 1764 and encodes 587 amino acids.
AUGGGUCCUGAAAUUCUAGACUCAAGUCAGACUCCAGUUCGUGUCCUGGAUUUGGGAGUUUCCAGCCCACCACCAUCAUGUACCAGCCCGACCCGCUUAUCUCGCAUCCAGGAGAAAGAUGAACUCCGACACCUCAACGACCGCCUCGCCAACUACAUCCAGCGGGUCCAAGAGUUGGAAAAUGAAAGGUCCUCCAUGUUGAUUCUGCUGGAAGAGAAGGAGGAAUCGAAAAGCCGGGAGAUGGGCAACGUGCGGCGGCUGUACGAGGAAGAGUUGGCCGAUAUCAGAAAGUCCCUGGACGGCCUUGCCGGCGAGAAGGCCCGCCUGCAAAUCGACUAUGGAGGUCUCUGCGAGGAGUACAGCAAACUUAAAGCCAGAAACCAGAAGAAGGAGAGUGAUCUGGGGAAUGUGUUGGCCCAGCUGAGGAAAGCUGAGGCCACACUGAGCUCCAAGGAUGCUGAGCACACCAAGCUGCUGUCUGAGAACAGGAGGCUCCAUGAUGACUUCUCUGAUCUGCAGGGGCUGCUGGAAAAUGUGGAGGGUGUGCUGGCAGACACCAAGAACCAGCUGGCCUCUGAGAUCCUGAGGAGGGUGGAGAUGGAGAACAAGGUGCAGACACUGAAAGAGCAGCUGGAUCUCCAGAGGAACAUCAGUGAGCAGGAGAUCAUGGAGAUCCGAAGCAGGCAUGAGAGCCGUCUAGUGGAGAUGGAUUCAGGACGACGGAGAGAGUUUGAGAGUAAACUGGCUGAGGCGAUGCAGCAGCUCCGCCAGGACCAUGAAUCUCAGCUGCAGCAGUACAAAGAAGAGAUCGACAGGACCUUCAGUUCAAAGUUACAGAAUGCCCAACAGGCUGCCCUGGAGAAAAAUAAUGUUGCGUCAGCCACCAAAGAUGAACUGGAAUCUACCAAGCUGAGAGUGGAGACGCUCAGUUCCCAGCUCAAGCAGUACCAACAAGAUAAAAUGGUGCUGGAGGGUCGCUUUCAGGACCUGGAGAGGACUCUGGACAGGGAGCGGGAGGCUUGGCAGCAGAGACUUGGUCAGAAGGAGCAGGAGCUGCUGGACAUGAGAAGCCGCAUGUACAGCCAGCUGGAAGACUACGAGAACCUGCUGGAUGUCAAGCUGGCUCUGGACAUGGAGAUCAAUGCCUAUAGGAAGAUGCUGGAGGUGGAGGAACAGAGACUACAGCUGACACCCAGUCCCUCCCAGCACACACCUCGGAUGCAUGAACGCAGCAGCCGCAGACUCAGGGGGAAGAAGCGCAAACAUGAGGGAGCCUCUGGCAUCUCGCCCACCUUUAAAAUGUCCAGUCGUUCAACAGAGCGUGGCGCUGUGGGCGUGGAGGAGGUCGACACAGACGGCAGAUACGUUAGACUGAAGAAUAACUCUGAGACGGAUCAGCCACUGGGUGGUUGGGUAGUUAAGAGGACAUACCCAGACUUUGAAGACAUCUCCUUCCACAUCCCCCCCUCCUGUGUCCUGGCUGGUGGAGAGACACUCACCAUCUGGGCAGCGGGCGCAGAGGUGGAGGCUGAUUCAGGGGACCUGAUUCUGCAAGGACACAAGAGCUGGGGCCCAGUCUUGGAUGUAAGGGUCGUCCUCCUCAACCCCAACCAGGAGGAGAUAGCUGAACGCAGGGUAUUUAUGCAGGGCAGAGGUGACGAGGAAACUGAACUGGAGUUUGAUGAAGAAUAUGUGGCAGGUAGUGACAUCCAGCACUUUCGGAGACAGGAUCUAUCUAAGGAGGCGAGCUGUGCUGUCAUGUGAUUGCUUGUCCAGCUCCUGCUGUCCUUCACAUCCUCCUGGAAGACCUGGACCGACUUUGCAGGACACCGACAUGUUAGUUUGACUUUGAAGAACUCGGACGCCUUAAAGCAACAGUAUGAACCUCGGUGCUCCUCACUUGUUUUACUGGUCUAACUGCACAAUCCACCAUGUAAACUUUGCCUAGAUUUGAUCUAAUUUAAUGAAUGUGUGUGUGUGACAAACUGUUGACAUAAUAAAGUUUUCUAAAUAA